AUGGACAACGAGGAUCGCAUGAGAAAGCAGCGCGAGGCUGGUGAUCGAGAGGCUGCUCGUCUUUGGCGCGCAUGGCGAACGGUCCACGAGAUGGUAGCAGAUCGCGGCUACGAGCUCUCGGAAGAAGAAGUCAAAAUCUCCUUCGCUGACUUUAAGAGCACAUACACCCUCGCGGAUGGCAGCAUCAACCGCAAAGGGAUGCAGUUCUCCGCCCGCCCCAGCGAUAAGAUGAUGAAGCAGUACGCCCUACCCGAUGGCACCUCCGAUAUUGGCACCGUCUGGGUCGAGUUCUUGAACGAGACAAAUGUCGGAAUCAAGCAAAUGCGCACCUUCGCCCAGUACUGCUCUGCAAACAGCUUCGCCACUGGUAUCCUCGUCACUGCCGUCACUAUCACCCCCGCCGCGCUGAAGAUCAUUCCCGCUGUCGCUUCCGAGACGCGCAUUGAGUGCUUUAUGGACGCCGAUCUGCUGGUCAACAUCACUCAUCACGAGUUAGUUCCUAAACACAUCACCCUGAGCAGGGACGAGAAGAAGGCGCUGUUGGAGAGAUAUCGGUUGAAAGAUACUCAGCUUCCCCGAAUUCAAUUGAACGAUCCGGUCGCGAAGUACCUUGGCCUAAGGCGAGGGCAAGUGGUAAAGAUUAUACGAAAGUCGGAGACUGCAGGACGAUAUGCCAGUUACCGACUUUGCGUAUAG
Molecule: messenger RNA, 696 nt
Organism: Drepanopeziza brunnea f. sp. 'multigermtubi' MB_m1
Lineage: Eukaryota; Fungi; Ascomycota; Leotiomycetes; Helotiales; Drepanopezizaceae
Biological process (GO): DNA-templated transcription
Cellular component (GO): RNA polymerase II, core complex; RNA polymerase III complex; RNA polymerase I complex
Molecular function (GO): DNA binding
Source: RefSeq, a predicted model, not a curated record